Phaeodactylum tricornutum CCAP 1055/1 is the source of this 4664-nucleotide messenger RNA. RefSeq lists its product with no specific name. The transcript is spliced from 3 exons. NCBI's taxonomy places the organism in Eukaryota, Bacillariophyta, Bacillariophyceae, Surirellales, Neidiaceae. The record is from RefSeq and is a predicted model, not a curated record. The coding region runs from base 84 to 4580 and encodes 1498 amino acids.
UACAAUCGAGCUAUUGGAAUCUAUUUUUGUUCUGGAAGGGUUGCAUUGCAUUCACUGGAAUCACUUGGCGAUGCACGUUCGCCAUGUGGCCCAGUGAUGAAUCAUCGACCAUGUUGUCGCCGUCGUACCAACACGGUGAAAUCGACGGCCCCGGCAAUGCAAGUAAGGAAACCGUUUACAGCUACGAUCGGCGCGAUCGAUUUUUAGCCGCGCUUCCUCCGGGAUCGCAGUCCCUGAGAUCGGAUUACAGCAUAUUAUCCGUCUCCGUCAUGACCCUCGGGCUUAUCAUGGCCGUUGAGGUGUUCCGACACCGAUUGGAUCACGCAGCCGUGGGUCGACCUUUUUUCAAGGCCGUCUUAGAGGGUGUAUACGCGGAAUUGUCAACUUUGGGCCUGGUGGAACUGUUUAUUUGGCUGUUACUUUCCUACUGGGACGACAUCAACAUUGCUAAAGAGAAGGUUUUUGCCAAGGUUCAUUUCACCUUGUUCUACACCGCUAUUUUCAAUGCGUUUCAAACGGUGAUUGUCGCUUUUUUUACGACGCGAAUUUCUCAAAGAAUGUGGGUGCAGACGGAAACUUUGGAAUUGAAUCACUAUGUGGAAAUUCGUGAAGAGUUUGACCGUGUACGAACGAAGCUCAACGGUUUGCGAAACCUCAAGGGGCGAAACGAAGAAAGGAACAACAAUGAAGACAAGAGCAGCAACCUUCCAAAGCUCACAACGGGGGAGUUUGUUUUUGAAUUGAGUCGUCGUAGCUUCCAUGAUCUCUGGCUGAGCAUUGUCGAUCGUGUUCGGUAUCCGCACUUGAAAGCGCGGUACAACCAAUUACUGGUCCAAGUACGGUUCCAUGAGCUGAGAGUACAUUUUUUGCAAAGCUACAAUUUGCCAUUAAAAUUCAAGGUUUCCGACUAUCUGGUACGCAGUGAGAAACACGUUUUAAUCAAAUUAGUUCACGUGUCGACGGUGGCUUGGCUUUUGCUGACCGCAUCAAUCAAUCUGCUUUACUUUAUCAUGGGCAUGAUCACUUGGAAGACGGAGCAGCCUUCUCUUAUUGGCACUUCAUUCAUUUGGUUGUUUUUCCUGAGCAUGGGUCUUUUCAUUGUUAUUUCGUUUGCAUUGUACAACAAAAUGAAGGCUAUUUUUAAAACGAUCAUGUUUGAGAAGACGCUAUGGGAUGUACGCGACAGCAAUGAGAUUGAGGAAGAACUCGCUGAGCACCAGAGACGCUUAUUCUGGGGCGGUGACCCUGCAUUUGUGAUCGCUUCUAUUCAGUUUAUGCAAUUUGGAUAUGCUGUUGCUCUGGCUGUGGUUUUGAUUUUUUGGGAAACCAUCAACGAUGGCGGCCUGAACAUGGGAUCAUACCUUAUUUCAAUUUUUGCGUGCUAUUCCAUUUUUGUGGCUGUCGCAGCAGAGAUCCUGCCUCGUUAUACUCUUUGUACUAGUCUUGGACAGUUGGUAGAUCGUCGACGUCUUGAUGAAGCUAUUGCCUUGUAUCAUUUGGAAGAAGAGAAGCAGAAACAAUUGCGCGAGGCAUUUGAAAUUGAUCUUUUGUUCAAAACCGACUCAACGGUUCUAGAGGACUCGAGCACACUGAGUCACGUCUAUCCCAACAACCAGAUCAAAUCUGGACCAAUCAUUGCAAAUUUAGUCAAACUAGAUACAGAGUCUCUGCGCGAGAAACUUCCUGAAACUGAACGCGAACAGCUAAGUCGUAGAGAACAGCAAAGGAAAAAUAGGAGGUUGAAUCGGAGAAAGGCCGUUUCAGAUGGUGUUGCCGCGAUGGCGGGUAUGAAGCGUCCUUCGAAACGAUCUAUGGAUGACUCGGAGAUACCAUCUACAACAAAGAGCCAGGGCUUUCUCUUUCGAGAAUCAACAUCAACAGUAUCUGGAGAGUCAUCCAAGAAAGACGGAAAGAGUCUCACCAAUAAUACACGCGUGGAACGCGCAGCCCAGCGUAGACGAAUGCGACACCAACGACGGAAGUCGGUAUCGGAUGGAGUGGCAGCCAUGGCAUGGAAUGCAUCGACUAUUAACGAAGAUGAAGCGACACCUGACGAAGGCAACACACGAAUUCCGUUCCUGGUCUUUGACGACAACGAUGCCGCAAGUACAAGCUCAGCGCUAAGCGGUGCAGCACCGGAUAUACCUUUGAAUAGUCUCCCUCCGAUACACGAAAAGUCUUCAGACAUUGAUGCAAGAAUUGACAAUAGCUUUAGGACUGAGAAAGACGUGCAGUCUGUAAGUGCAGUCUCUGUAGCUUCGAACCAAGGGCAAACAUAUGAUAUUGAUUCCACCGCCUCAGAAGAUGGACACAGCGACGUCGAUGACGUACCUAAAAUUGAUCCUCUUGUUCUCAAACGAGUAGCAGCUGGUCUACGCCAGAAACCUCUUCCUACUUUUCACGAGAGAAUUCGUGAAUACUUCCUGAGCAAGCGGUAUAAAGUUAUCAGUAAUGUGUUUGGGACGAUGAUCGCCUUUUUUUUCGUGGGGGAAAGAGUGGAGCGAUUCUUACACACGGACAACGUUGUUAGCGAUGAUUUUGUGUCAUUCGAUUUUGACAACGCGAUAAGCUUCUGGGCCCUUACUUUUUGGUUCAUAAUGUUCCAACUGAAAAAUGUCCUUGUUUUCUAUACAUUUCGGCCGCGCAAAGGUUUGACUACAAACAAAGAGCGAAUGCUAAUUACUGCUGCUCUCAUUGAUUGCGUGCUUACGUCAGUUUGCUUGGUUGUCCUAUUCGUUGCGGAAGCCCAGCGAUGCUGCCACCCAAUUGUAAGCCCCACACGCAUGCUAGCGGAAAAAGAUACCACAUUCGACAGCGACUAUGAUAGCCAAAUUCCUGCACCAUGCUCAUGUCCCAAGUUCGGCUCUAGAGUGUACGGGGGACUCGGCACCAUUGAGCCCUAUAUAUCCCUGGUGGCUUUGCGCCUCUUCCGCUUUUGGAUCUCAAGCCGAGUUGUCUCGUAUUUGGAUUCAAAAAACUUUUUUCCUGUGAAAGAUAAAGCCAAAGAUUCAAUACGUCAUGCUCAGAUUAUAGAUCCGUUCGAUGUCUUUGAUGAGGUUCACCGUCAUGCGACUUCGAGCGACGAGCUCGUCGGCACUGCUGUGGAGUUGUGGGAAGCAGCAAUUGGAAAGUAUCCAAAGAUUGCUUCUGAAUAUGGUCAGUUCAGUGGCGAACUUCUCAAACUAAUGCUUGGAAUUCAGAUUCUACGGGGAAACGACGUUGCCAUUGUAGGCGACGAAAAGGCUGAAGUUAAUGGGAUACCUAAGGACGCAAUCAAAGCAAAAAAGAGGCCUCCUACAGGGCGAGUUGACGAUCUGAAUUCUUCUCGAAAAUAUAUGGUGGCGGACGAAUAUUCUAAGUUGUCUGCUCAAGCUCAAGGGAUCCUUGUGGCUGGUAAGCUCGGGAAAAAUGUCAAAUUUUCAAAAGACUUACAAAAAGCGUUGGUAAAUGGCGUCAGCCAUAUAAAGUCUUUCCCCGAAGAGAAGGUGACCCCUCAUGGGAGUCACGGUAUUCCAGACCACUCCCGCUUGACCUUUCAAGUCGAUGAUCAGAGUAUGGACUCGCGUGAGUACGACGGCCCAUUCGUGUCCCCAAACGCAAGGCUAGUUCGAAGUAUGCGACGUGCCGACAGAAAGCUACUACCUAUCCUGGACAAAUGGAUGGUUGUUGACGUUAUAAUGACAAGAUUCGAAAUGAUUUACUUGGAUGCAGUAGAUGUGGAUGGGCAUCACCUUGAUGAGAAGGUUGACGGCGCUCGUCAAGCCAUUGUCGCAACCAAAGGUGGAAAAGGCCUCCGUCUGUGCGAUAUCACAACGGGACGCCGUGUAGUGGGCCAUCUACAAUUCACAGACAUAACAUCAAUUCACGUUGAGCGACGCAUGCCUUCGGAGGCCACUGAUGACACGCAUGACAAUGAGCAGCAAGUCGCCAAAAUGGAGUACUGGCAGCAGCAUCAUGGUGAAAUAAAUACUCAAGGUGUAUCUCGAGCAUGGCACAAAAUAAAGCAAGAUAUUUUGACGAUCGAAACAUCCCAUGGUCCUACUCUCCGUCUUCGAUUUUAUUCCGACUUGGACGAUUGUUUAUGUCACAUGAGUCGCAUGAUGAUGGAAAGCGAAGCAGAAGGUCCAAUUUUUAAAAACAAUGCAUUCCAGUGGGUCCAAACGAUUGGCCGCUACUGCGGUCCCGAACAAUUGACUCAAAGCUUGCAACAUUUUGGCGAAGACUCCGCUGACGAGUUGCGUGACUAUCUCCUGGUUCAUGAUAGUGAAGAGAAAGGAAAGGGGCACCGUCGGGUUAAAUCGAAAGGGUUCCCAAUCAGUGCUGUACCGAGGCCAAGAUCUACACAGAGGUCAGCAUCUGCGACGCUUUUGACUCGUCCGACGCUUCUUCACAGAUCUUCCUCUGUCGGCGAGGCUAGUAGUGGAGAGGCAAUGCCAAAAAUGCGCCUGCUAUACCGGCGUUCUGCUUCUAUCGGAGAAAACGCAAUAGGUACCACAACUAACACGGAUAGCUCUCCGCCAGGCGACGAGGCAAAGCUUUUAAACAAUUGCUCCGAAUUGGAUGAUUUUGAUGUUGUGUAGAACCAAACACGAACGUGGAAGAGUAAAGGCUCGUGUGGAAUAGAGGUCUUUUGAUUAUUUCCUUAAGUUUGGUUGUUUUUAUGU